AUGUCAUCGAUUGCAAAGACUGUCAUCGCGACAGGCGCCUCGUCGGGAUUGGGAUUUGAAGUAAUCAAGCAGUUACUCCAGCAGGCACAGCCAUACAGCUUCAUCCUGGGCGUUCGUGAUACAGAGAUGACGCGUGUUGCGUACGAUGACCUGAAAUUUGACACUUCAAAGCACAAGGUCUCUAUCUUGCCCCUAGAUCUUUUGAACCUCAAGAGCGUGCAGUCGUUUGCGAAGCAAGCACUCUCUGAAUUGGGUCAAAGACCAUUGAACAAUCUUUUCCUCAUUGCGGGCCUCGCCACCAGCGCCGAUGGACCGGGACCUCAUGGCUCAAAAUGGUGCGAAUCUUACGUAGUAAAUCAUCUAGCUCAGCAUUAUCUGACUCACCAAUUUGCUGAGGUACUAUCUGCCUCGCAAUCCCGUAUCGUCGUUGUAUCUUCGGGUGCAAUUCGUAAUGUGAGAGAAGGCGAUCCAAGCACUCUUGAUGUCGACCUUAAAGCAAACUCAGGCGCGAGCGCAAAAGUAGUGUACAGCGCAUCGAAAUUCACCCAGCUUCUCGGUGCACACUACUGGCGCCGUAGCCUCCCAGAUUGCUCAGUCGUAGCCGUCUCGCCGGGUCUCAUCCCGAACACUAAACUUGCUCGGCAUUCAGGCCUAAAAUUGACCAUGGACAUGCCCGAUGCCAAGACUGUGCCAGAGGGUGCCCAAAGUAUCCUGCGCGCAGUCACAGCCGAGAAUCUCCCCGCUGAUCCAGAACAGAUUUUCUUGACCAGCUGGGGUGAAUGGUGGCCCAAGGAUGUCUAUGCAUCGAGUCUUGAUCCUGUGUUACAGGAUAAGUGGUGUUUGAGCAAGGAGGACAUUGAGAAGUCCGAGCCGGUAUUCCAGGAAUAA
Penicillium coprophilum is the source of this 888-nucleotide messenger RNA. RefSeq lists its product as uncharacterized. The transcript is spliced from 5 exons. The coding region runs from base 1 to 888 and encodes 295 amino acids. NCBI's taxonomy places the organism in Eukaryota, Fungi, Ascomycota, Eurotiomycetes, Eurotiales, Aspergillaceae. The record is from RefSeq and is a predicted model, not a curated record.